Salvelinus fontinalis (brook trout) is the source of this 3522-nucleotide messenger RNA. Its product is annotated as basic helix-loop-helix ARNT-like protein 1. Gene Ontology annotation, biological process: regulation of transcription by RNA polymerase II. Bases 504 to 2459 code for a protein of 651 amino acids. NCBI's taxonomy places the organism in Eukaryota, Metazoa, Chordata, Actinopteri, Salmoniformes, Salmonidae. Gene Ontology annotation, cellular component: transcription regulator complex; nucleus; cytoplasm. The record is from RefSeq and is a predicted model, not a curated record. Gene Ontology annotation, molecular function: protein dimerization activity; RNA polymerase II cis-regulatory region sequence-specific DNA binding; DNA-binding transcription factor activity, RNA polymerase II-specific. The transcript has 17 exons.
UGUCAAUCAGUGUUGCUUCCUAAGUGGACAGUUUGAUUUCACAGAAGUGUGAUUGACUUGGAGUUACAUUGUGUUGUUUAAGUGUUCCCUCUAUUUUUUUGAGCAGUGUAUUUGAUAUGACAUUGUCUUCCCCUUAAGUUAGUUACUGCAAAAUAGGGGUCUUCACUCUUCCCUUUACAAUUGUGUUGGAUUUUAUGAAAUGUCUGAUGUUCUAAUUUAUAUCAAUUUUCAGUGAAUGAAUGUUAAUGUACAUUCUAAAUUUACCUCAACCCUGAGCUGCUCACUGUCUUAGUCAAACAUCCAAAAUCCACAAUGUUUCUACUUGAUUGGGCAACAAACUUUGUCAGAUUUGUCUUAACUAUUUUCAUGAAAAUGAAUAAAUAAAUAAAUGGAGAUUAACCCUACACGGUGAUACAACUACAGAAUUAGCUAAAUGAUUAAAAUUACCAUAGUUCCACUACCAUCUCUCUACCUGUGGAAUAUUUCCAGUUGUUUUUGCUUUUAUGCUACUACAGUUUCUCAUGCUUGGUGAGAUGCCUGCAGGAAAGGAAGAGAGAGGGCAGGGCUGGAAUAUUGUUCUGCAUUCCACCUCUGUCAGAAAUGACCCCAAAAUUCCUAGACAUAGCCAAGGAUCCUUGCAGUUAGGAGAAACCAAUAGCCUUCCUGUUUCUCGGCCUGAUGUCAUAACACACCACCUGACAGGAGCCAUGCCAAUCCAAGAGCUGUCUAGGAAACGGAAGGGGGAUCUAGACAACAGGGAAGAUGGUGAUGCUGAAAUAGAGGAGGAACAGAGCAGAUCGGAAGACGAUGAUCAACAGGUGAAAAUAAAAUGCUUCAGGGAGCCACACAGCCAAAUUGAAAAGCGGCGGAGGGACAAAAUGAACACCCUUAUCGACGAGCUGUCAGCCAUGAUCCCCUCCUGUAACCCCAUGGCCAGAAAGCUUGACAAACUCACUGUGCUGCGAAUGGCUGUGCAGCACCUCAAAGCCCUGAAAGCAGGUGCUAGCAGUUCCUUUACUGACGUUAACUACAAACGCAAGCCUUCGUUUCUGCCUCAGGAUGAUCUCAAGCACCUGGUGCUCACGGCUGCAGAUGGGUUCCUGUUCGUGGUGAGUUGUGACAGGGGGAAGAUCCUCUUUACCUCAGAAUCCGUCUCCAAGUUCCUCAACUACAGUCGGUUGGAACUAAUUGGACAGAGUCUUUUUGAUUAUGUCCACCCGAAGGACAUUAGUAAAGUGAAAGAGCAGCUGUCAGCCUCAGGAUUAUACCCUCGCGAACGGCUCAUAGAUGCCAAAACAGGGUUACAGGUGCAGGACCUUCCUGUGGGAGCAGUUCAACUGUGUACAGGGGCACGGCGCUCCUUCUUCUGCCGCAUGAAGCACAGCAGAACAGUUAUGAAGACAGAAGACAAAACCAUCCAGCCCAGCAGCUCUAAGAAAAAGGAGUCUCAACGAUACUGCACUGUCCAUUGCACUGGUUACAUGCGGAGUUGGCCUUCCACCCAGCUGGAUGCUGAGAGCGACGAUAACGAGUUCUCCCAUCUGUCCUGCUUGGUCGCUGUGUGCCGCGUUCACCCUAACAAUGCCUGUCAGCCCUCACUAGAGGUCAAGGUCAAACCCACCCAGUUUGUCACUCGCUUUGCAAUUGACGGCAAGUUCACCUUCGUGGACCAACAAGCCACUACUGUUCUGGGCUACUUGCCACAGGAACUACUGGGGACAUCUUGUUACGAGUACUUCCACCAGGACGACCUGCAACACCUCGCAGAGACACACAGGAAAGUUCUCCGCAGUAAAGAGAAGAUUGAGACCAGCUGCUACAAGUUCAAAACAAAACAUGGCUCCUUCGUCAAGCUUCAAAGUCAGUGGUUUAGUUUUAUAAACCCGUGGACCAAAGAAAUUGAGUUUAUUGUGUCAACAAACCGAGUUUUGGGACCCGGUCACACAGAAGCUGAACAGCCGAGCAGCUCCAAGCUGUUGGACGAAGAGAGCAAACGUACUAUCCUUAUCCCUGGCAUCUCCAGUGGCAUGGCCACUAUGAUCUACGCUGGCAGCAUAGGGACCCAGAUAGCAAACGAGCUCUUGGACUCCAACAGGGUCAAUUGUUCUCCAUCCAGUGGAACCUCCAGUCCCUUCUGUCCACCUCAGGACAGGUCUCCAAUGGUCUCCUCUCAUGCCAACAUGCCAAAUGAGGAGGUGACUGACUCAGAUACAGUGAGCAAGCCUAGAUUACAGUCUGCUUCAAAGGGGGCCACAUACGCUGGCAGCAACACACAUAUGGACACAGCCCGUUCUCCCCCAGGAGAGAGCUCCCAGAUGGACCUGGACAGCAUGGUGGGACCAGGCCUCGGUAUCCUGAGCAACGAUGAGGCUGCCAUGGCCGUCAUCAUGAGCCUGCUGGAGACUGAUGCCAACCUGGGGGACGCAGUAGACUUUGACAACAUGCACUGGUCUCACUAGUAGAGAUUCAAAUGCCAUGAAUUCAGGAAAAUAAUUUAGAUUCCAAUUCAAGAAUUGAAAAAUGAUAUUUAUUCUUAUCUACAUUACUUGAUUUAUUUAUUUAAGCAUUUUCAAAGAGGAUUUCAUUCAAUUUAUGAAUUGGGAUUUCAAUUCAUGACCAGAAUUGAAAUGGAAUUGACCCCCAACUCCAUCAGUCAUAAACUCUGUAGUUUAUGGUUAGACAAACUACAUCCAGGGACAAUUUUCAUGUGCUCCGCUACCAAGGAAACAGAUCUAUGUGCUUCUGAGGACUUCUACAGCUCUCUGUUUAAGUUUCAGCAAGAGAAAUCUAGCCUGCGCUAAAACCAGCAAACUCUUUGGUGGCUUACACAGCUGGUUCAAUUGGUGGGGAUUUUUUUGAUCAAUGUUUCAAUGUAACUGAAUGUGUACUAAAACCACCCGAGUUUGCCUAUAUCUGGGGGGUCACGGAUCGAUAGCAGUUCGGUACUCUUGGGGUUCCCGCCGGUGUGAAAGUGAUCAACUCAAAUUCCAAGGUAGUGGACGGAGGCAUAGGUUAAUCAAUUGCAAAGUAUAUUAACACUGAUCACUUGUGUGAAUAACUUGAAAUGAAAACAUUACAAACGUGUCUUCACUCAAAUUGUCAUUGUCUGUUAUUACAAAGUGAAAUUGUAUAUUGUUCUGUCUUUUUGCUCUUGCAUUGUAGGCUUCUGUGUAGGUGUCUAUUGUAAAGACAGCAGCACUCCUUUUUCUGAAGUCACUCAAGAGGUAGAGCCGCUUCUCUUGAAAUUAUUUCAUUUACACUGAAACAGAACACCCUGAAGAUGCACCUGCAGGGAUGUAAUGGAGGCUAAACGCACAGAACACCUUUUAGUUUGGGAAAAGCAUUUACACAUUUAUUCCGCAGCGUUGGCUUUGUUAGCAAUAGCGUGUGCGUUGCCUAUCCUAGAGGAACACAAUGGAAAUAAGCUCUCAGGCUUUAUUAUGUUUUGUCCUCAAUGGUUUUAAAUAUCUGUUCUUCAACUUUUGAAUGAUAAAAUAAAAUACUCACUGCCCGUCAUCACAA